AUGCUCUCCCAGUACGGGCACCGCGCCUUGGGCGCGCUGAUGCUCUUGGGCACCGCCUCGGGCUUGGUGGCCGUGCUGGCCUCGAUGCUGCUCUUCCAGAUCCAAGGAGGCGCCGUCGGCAACCGCGACCUGACCGAGCGGCUCCGGGCGCUGCUGCGGCCCAUCUCGGCCGGCCUGGCCUCGCUCGGCUUGGUGCUCAGCCUGAGCUGCCUGCUGCUCAGCCUCCUGCACGGCUACUGCGGCGCCGAGCGAUGCGCGGCCUCCGGGGGCGGGCUGGGCAGCGAGAGAGGUGACUGGUUCCUGCUGGAGAGCCGAAAAGUGAGACAUGUAGCUGUGGGUGUGUUUUGCUGCGCUGUUUUAGCCUAUCUAGCAGCUUUGGUCCUUGUUAAAAAUUUCAUUUUCCCUCUCUGCUGCUCUCCAGCCCUCUCGAUCUACGUGAUGACGGCAUUUGAGAGAGAAACGGGAAUUACCUGUGCUUGUAUCUUCUCCUCUGGGAUCAUCGUCUUGAUCAUUACGGUGAUCCACGUGCUCGUCCGGGCUUCCAAAGCCACGCAACAUAGCCCAGGAGAAUUGUCACACAAUCUUUACGAGAACGGCUCGGCCCAGAGCAGCAAAACACCAGCCGUUCAUCCUAGUGAUGCUCCAAAGGUGGCCUCUUCACAGUCACAUCUGGAAAUCCACCCAGAGGUUUCAUACUUAUCCUACGUGGAGCAGAAGUCCCAUCAGACCACCCCAGCGAGCAGCACCAAUGUCACCUCCGUGGACAGUGUUGUACCAACUCUGGAGAAAGAGAGCUAUAGCAUCCCCAGAACGCACCGGACACUUUCGGCAGAAUCCGGCCUUCUGCUGAGCCACGGGGUGAGGCAGGAAAUGAGGAAAGUCCUGUCUCGCAAACCGAAGGGAUCAGGCAAAGGUUCAACCUUGGUGUGA
Protobothrops mucrosquamatus (brown spotted pit viper) is the source of this 930-nucleotide messenger RNA. It is a transcript of the gene TMEM221, whose product is annotated as transmembrane protein 221. The coding region runs from base 1 to 930 and encodes 309 amino acids. NCBI's taxonomy places the organism in Eukaryota, Metazoa, Chordata, Lepidosauria, Squamata, Viperidae. The record is from RefSeq and is a predicted model, not a curated record. The transcript has 3 exons.